AGAAACUUCAACAGCUAGCAACAUGGUUCAGUGGACAGACUUUGAGCGCGCCACCAUUCAGAGCGUCUUCGAGAAGAUGGACUACGAUGACGUUGGGCCCGCGGCUCUUUCCAGGUGUCUGGUUGUGUACCCCUGGACCCAGAGGUAUUUCGGUAACUUUGGAAACCUGUACAACGCCGCUGCCAUCCAGGGAAACCCAAUGGUCGCCGCUCACGGAAAGACGGUCCUGCGUGGACUGGACCGGGCUGUCAAGAACAUGGAUGACAUCAAGGCCACCUACGCAGAGUUGAGCGUGCUGCACUCCGAGAAACUGCGCGUGGAUCCAGACAACUUCCGGCUGCUGGCUGACUGCCUUACUAUUGUCGUUGCUGCGAGAAUGGGUGCUGACUUCACCGCUGAUGUCCAGGGCGCUUUCCAGAAGUUCCUGGCCGUCGUGGUGAGCUCCCUGGGCAGACAGUACCACUAGAGCCCCUCCACUCCGAGACGGACGACCACCAGAGGACCAACAAGCGCUGAUCAUUUGUUUAGAGGCACAUGUUGUUCCUUCUACUAAAAGCAAAUAAAAUCUUCC
Oncorhynchus gorbuscha (pink salmon) is the source of this 571-nucleotide messenger RNA. Its product is annotated as hemoglobin subunit beta-like. The transcript has 3 exons. Gene Ontology annotation, molecular function: organic acid binding; haptoglobin binding; oxygen binding. NCBI's taxonomy places the organism in Eukaryota, Metazoa, Chordata, Actinopteri, Salmoniformes, Salmonidae. Gene Ontology annotation, cellular component: hemoglobin complex; blood microparticle; haptoglobin-hemoglobin complex. The record is from RefSeq and is a predicted model, not a curated record. Gene Ontology annotation, biological process: oxygen transport; hydrogen peroxide catabolic process. Bases 23 to 466 code for a protein of 147 amino acids.